AGUGAUAGAGAGAGAGAGAAAGAGAGAUAGGGAAGGGGGGAUUGCUACUUUCUCUCCGCUGAUAGAAACACACAGCAGAAGUUGAGAGCGCGCCGCUCCGGAUCUCUUCUGGAGGUUUCGCUGUUCUAAUCACACGCGCAUUCGUUCUGAGCGGAUCCGACGGAGAAUUCUGCUAUGAGCCGGAUGCGACAGAAAGCGUGAUUGAUCAUUGAUGAGCGAUUGAAUGAUUGAAACAUUUAUCCACCUGCAGCUGGAGACGCCGGUGCGCUGAACGCGUCUAGCGGGUUUUGCGCUUUUACGCAUCUGCUGGAUUUGUGCACAGGAGGGAUGUUGAAGACACCUGUCGUGGUUUUCACUUCUUUAUCGCUGCUAUUGUCGCUGUCAUGUGCUGGAGAUGUAAAAUCGCGCAGCUGCAGCGAUGUGCGCCAGGCGUUCACGACCAAAGGCUUCAGUGUCCAUAAUUUGCCACAUCAGGAGAUAUCAGGUCAACAUCUGCGGGUUUGUUCCCAGGGCUACACCUGCUGCACUUCAGACAUGGAGGACAGGAUCGGCCAGCAGAGUAAACUGGAUUUCGAGAAAUUAGUGGAUGAGACCAGCCUCACCAUACGGACGAUAUUUACCUCCAGGCACAAAAAGUUUGACGAAUUCUUUCUGGAGUUGCUGGACAACUCUGAAAAGUCGCUGAACGACAUGUUUGUGCGCACAUACGGCAAACUGUACACGCACAAACUCGGAGAUGUUUGAAUCUGUUUCUCCCUGUUCUCCGAGCUCAAGCGUUACUACACCGGAGGAAACGUCAACCUGGAGGAAGUGCUGAACGACUUCUGGUCCAGACUUCUGGAGCGCAUGUUCCAGCUGCUCAACUCUCAGUACACCUUCACAGACGACUACCUGGAGUGCAUCAGCAAAUACACUGACCAGUUAAAGCCCUUCGGAGACGUGCCACGCAAGCUAAAGGCUCAGGUCACCAAGGCCUUCAUCGCGGCUCGCUCGUUCGUUCAGGGACUCAUGGUGGGCCGGGAAGUGGCCAACAGAGUGGCAAAGGUCAAUAUAUCUCCAGGCUGCAGUAAAGCAUUGACCAAAAUGCUGUACUGUCCGUACUGUGGAGGACUGCCAGGCCUCAAACCCUGUGCCAACUACUGUCAAAACGUGAUGCGGGGCUGCCUGGCCAACCAAGCGGACCUGGACCCGGAGUGGAACCUCUUCAUCGAUGCCAUGCUGCUGGUGGCUGAUAGACUGGAAGGGCCCUUCAACAUCGAGGCCGUCAUGGAGCCGAUAGAUGUAAAGAUCUCUGAGGCCAUCAUGACCAUGCAGGACAACAGCAUGCAAGUUUCAUCCAAGGUGUUUCAGGGAUGCGGUCAUCCCAAAGCAGCUGGAGUGGGACGAUCUGCCCGCGGGAUCUCGGAUGUGUUCAACAGUCGCUUUAGACCCUACAGUCCAGAAGAGAGGCCGACCACGGCAGCCGGCACCAGCCUGGACAGACUGAGGAUUGUCUGGAGGACGAUGCAACACAGCGUGAUCGACAUUAAGGAGAAGCUGAAGGAGUCUAAGAAAUUCUGGUCAUCGCUGCCAGACAGCAUCUGUGCAGAGGACGAAGUGACUGACCCAGAUGAGGAGCAGUGCUGGAACAGUCACACAAAGGGAAGAUAUUUCCCUGAAGUUGUAAAAGACGGUCUCACGAACCAGCUCAAUAACCCAGAGGUGGAAGUGGACAUCACGAGACCGGACACCUUCAUCAGACAGCAGAUCAUGACCCUGCGAGUGAUGACCAACAAGCUGCGAAACGCCUACAACGGCAAAGACGUCUACUUCCAGGACUCCAGUGAUGAGGAGAGCGGCUCAGGCAGCGGAAGCGGCUUCACCACAGAGCCGGAAGUGAUCCAUACGGAGCCGCCGAUGCUGGAAGCAGACAAAAGCGACCCUCAGCCACCAGCAGACGCGGCGGGCCCUCAGCAGAUGCCUUCGCUGCAGUUACUGUCCGCAGUAACGGCCCUCACAUGGCUGCUGCUGCUGCUGCGGUGGAGAUAAUGGCAGUAGGCGGCACGCAGCCACAUGGACACUUAAGACAGACACAGCGUUGCUCGCGCUGUUAGCCUUUCCCUAACUGGACCGGACAUUUUCCAAAAAAAAUAGCAAGAAAAAGCCCAUGAAAAAAAAGAGAGCAAGCUAGUUAACUAGACAUGAGGAGGAAACCUUUGCAUCCUGCUUGUUCCAAAGAAUGCUUGGUGCAAUCAGAAGCCAACUGCUCUCAUUUCUAAAUGAAGUUAAAAGAAAAGCAAACUUUUCGGAUGAAAAGUGGUCGCCGUGCAAAUGGGAUCGCUUUACUUUUUCGGGAAAGAAUGGGAAAAUAUGAAAAUCUAUUUUUGUUUUCCUUUUAUACUGCAUAAAAUGAGACAAAAUGCAAAAUACGCUUUUUUUUUUUUUUUUUUUUUUUUUUUUAAGUGUUUCGCCCCUCCCGAGUUCAUUGUGCGAUAAAAAGCAGACGUUAUAAAGAAAAAAGUACGAAUAAAAAUCUAUAUAAAUCAACUUGUUUAUGUACCACUGUGAGAAUGCAUGGGGAGGUCGUGAGUAAAUGUUUUUAACUGUGAUUUUCACACAAUUUUAAUGCUUUUUCUCUUUUUGUGUGUGUUUUUGUUGUUAUUUUGCUGGGCUGAUGGCGAUUUAAGGUCAUUUUAUAGGACUUCAGAUGGUGAGCGUGAACGUUCAGUUUUACCGAGGGCUGCUCCUGCUUAAAUCAAAAUUAAUGAUCCAUAUCUUAAUAUAUAAAGGUUUUAGUUAUAAAAUGUUUUCCUACAGAGAAAGAUUUAUUUAUAUUUCUUAUAUAAUUAUAUAUUUUGGCUUUACCAGGUAGCAACUUUUAUUCAAAAGCGCGUAUCUUACAAAAUAGCUCUCGCAAAGAAAAAUGUUUGUUUUUGCUCUUUUCAGUGCAAAUCCGUUAAUUUAGUUAACAAAUAUUUUCUUUUUGGAUCUGCCUGAUACAGGCUAUUUUAAAAGAAAUUUCUUACCGAAUAACUCGGUAAUAACUAAGUUUCCUUUUCCCCGUAUGUAAUUCUGAUUUGGGAUAGUUUUUCUACUGAAAAGCCAGUGUUAAGCCCGACUGAUUCAUGUUCCUUACGCUCAUUUAUAUACUCAUCAUUGUAAUCGAUUACAUAUGCACAACCCUCAUUUACUUAUCAACAGCUUUUUCAUUUUUCAAUCUUUAUAUGUCGCUCACCAUAUCAUCGUUUCAUGUAUAUGGUAACAUUUACAUUUAAAAAAAAUAUUUUGUUGUGAAACAACAGGCCUCAUUUAUGAAACUAAAGCAGAUUAAAUUUGUGUGUAAAUAUUAAAUAUAUAAAACGUCUAUUUUAUUCUAUAUUUUGCAACAUGCAAAAUGUUUCUUUGAAUUUGCAUUU
Messenger RNA from Cyprinus carpio (common carp), 3395 nucleotides. Its product is annotated as glypican-6. Lineage: Eukaryota; Metazoa; Chordata; Actinopteri; Cypriniformes; Cyprinidae. Gene Ontology annotation, cellular component: extracellular region; cell surface; plasma membrane. Gene Ontology annotation, biological process: regulation of protein localization to membrane; cell migration; regulation of signal transduction. The record is from RefSeq and is a predicted model, not a curated record.